AGGAUGCUCUAACGAUCCCCACGAUGGAGCAGUCCGUCUUUUGACCUCUUCUCCGUCUUCUUCAUCUCCGAGCUACCCUUCUCUCUAAUCCGAGCUCUAAGAAAUCUCUGCUCUGCAUAAAACACUGUAGAUCUCUCAGCUUGCAGUUUCUUUGGUUUUGAUAACAAUGGCGAACGCCGAUAUUCUGAAGAUAGAGGAAAAUCUCCUCCAUUUCUCCAUCUUUGACUUCCCUUCAGGUGAGGGUUUGAAAUCUCGCGGGCAGCUGAUUGAGAGAAAGAUUGAAGCUUUGGAGAAAUUGGCUGGCAAGGUUAGUAAUAGAAGAUCGCGUAGGUGGAUGAAUGAUCGGUUACUGAUAGAGCUGGUUCCACGCCUUAGAGUUGAAGAAAUAAGAGGCUUAUUUGCUCCACCUCCUUGGGGUGAAAGUACUCCUCUAUCAGCAUUUUGCAUGACAAAUGUUGCAGAAUGGGAUGCAUUCAGGAGCAUUGAUAUGGAUAAAGAGGCAAGGUUGAUAGGAGCACUUGAGAAGGCUCCUUCAAGCAUAAAAGAGAGUGUUGAGAAAGAUAAGUUGGUGGUUUUAAAUGCAUGGCACCGAGUCGAUUGUCGAUCUCGGGAGGCAUUUCGGCACAAAUUGCUAUCAGAAUUGGUCGAGAAUUAUGAGGAGCAAAUACAAGCUUUCAUUAAGGAUGGGAAUGAUGAAGAUGUUCUUAAGCUGCAUGUUCAGAACCCUUUUCACAGAUUAUUGCUGCAUGGUGUAUGCGAGUAUUAUGACCUGAUAUCCGCAACAGCUGCAGCAGAAAACUCCAACAGGUUGAAGGUGACGCAAAUUAGAAAGAAAAGAAGCUCCAAAAAAGAAGCUCUUCCAGGCAUCAGUCUAUCUGAGUUUCUGAAGAUUUCAAAGGAUGGGUUUCUGAUGGAAUAAACCUUGUGAAUUAAUUAAUUUGCAUGAAAGGGAGAAGAAACUUCACAAAACCUGCAUUGCACAUAUUCACAUUUGGUUCCUGGGUACUGCUGUAAAAUAUAUUGUGCAGGGUGUAAAUUAUGCUAUUUUUUUUAUAAAUGUGUAAAUCAUGAACUUUUUGGUUCUGG
Messenger RNA from Phalaenopsis equestris, 1086 nucleotides. RefSeq names its product R3H domain-containing protein 4-like. NCBI's taxonomy places the organism in Eukaryota, Viridiplantae, Streptophyta, Magnoliopsida, Asparagales, Orchidaceae. The coding region runs from base 167 to 919 and encodes 250 amino acids. Gene Ontology annotation, molecular function: nucleic acid binding. The transcript has 7 exons. The record is from RefSeq and is a predicted model, not a curated record.